GCUCGGCGGCGGGUUCGCCGAGAUCAGUGGCCGGCGGCAGCUGGUGCGGGGGGCGGCUGGCGCGAGAGGUGGAGCGGGGCGGCGUGUGGCGGGGCCAUGACGGGCAAUGCCGGGGAGUGGUGCCUCAUGGAAAGCGACCCCGGGGUCUUCACCGAGCUCAUUAAAGGAUUCGGUUGCCGAGGAGCUCAAGUAGAAGAAAUAUGGAGUUUAGAACCUGAGAAUUUUGAAAAAUUAAAGCCAGUUCAUGGGUUAAUUUUUCUUUUCAAGUGGCAGCCAGGAGAAGAACCAGCAGGCUCUGUGGUUCAGGACUCCAGACUUGACACGAUAUUUUUUGCCAAGCAGGUAAUUAAUAAUGCUUGUGCUACUCAAGCCAUAGUAAGUGUGUUACUGAACUGUACCCAUCAAGAUGUCCAUUUAGGAGAGACGUUAUCAGAAUUUAAGGAAUUUUCACAAAGUUUUGAUGCAGCUAUGAAAGGUUUGGCACUGAGCAAUUCGGACGUGAUUCGGCAAGUACACAACAGUUUCGCCAGACAGCAGAUGUUCGAGUUUGACGCAAAGACAUCGGCAAAAGAAGAAGAUGCUUUUCACUUUGUCAGUUAUGUUCCUGUUAAUGGAAGAUUGUAUGAAUUAGACGGAUUGAGAGAAGGACCGAUUGAUUUAGGGGCGUGCAAUCAAGAUGACUGGAUCAGUGCAGUGAGGCCGGUCAUAGAAAAAAGGAUACAAAAGUACAGUGAAGGUGAAAUUCGAUUUAACUUAAUGGCCAUUGUGUCUGACAGAAAAAUGAUAUAUGAACAGAAGAUAGCGGAGUUGCAAAGACAGCUUGCUGAGUAUGUGGGCUGCCAGCACGGCACGGCUGCUAACAGAAUGGAGGAACCCAUGGACACAGAUCAGGGUAAUAAUAUGUUAAGUGCUAUUCAGUCAGAAGUUGCCAAAAACCAGCUACUUAUCGAAGAAGAAGUGCAGAAGUUAAAAAGAUAUAAGAUUGAAAAUAUCAGAAGGAAGCAUAAUUAUCUGCCUUUCAUUAUGGAACUGUUAAAGACUUUAGCAGAACACCAGCAGUUAAUACCACUAGUGGAAAAGGCAAAAGAAAAACAGAAUGCAAAGAAAGCACAGGAAACCAAAUGAAGAAGAUGCUUUGGGAUGUGUACCCAUUUCUGCUUCUGCAGUUGUUUUCAUGGAAACCAUUAAGUAUAAAGAACUUUGAGCAACAUCCUAAUUGACUCAGUGCACGUUUGGCAGUAGUCCCAGUCUGUCUUAUCGUUAAUGCAUGGAUUCAUAAACUUUCCCUACCUGCAUCAUGUGCAUGUAGUGCAUAUUAGAUACAAGUGAUGUUAAGAGUGCUUGCUCAAAUUCCGUUAUUUGACAUUGGUACUCUUGUUGGUUCUCUGGAUGUGUAACUACCCAAUGAACCUAGAAAAUGCACACAUGAUAUUCUCUACCUGUAAUUGUUAUAAUUAAUCUUUUGAUCUUUUAGCUCAGUUAAAUGCUUAAAGUUUAUAAAUGUCAGAUCUUGAUUAAACUGAAUCUCUUGUUUCCUCUCAUCAUUAAUGGGUAAAAAAAUCAGUAUUUCUGUCUUUGAUGUCUAAAUAUUUUGAGGAUUUUAUCUCCUAUACCAAUUAUUUGAAAAAGUAUGAUUUAAAUGCAGAUCAUUUGAAAAAGACGAAAGUACAGUUUCUAGUGAUUUUCAUUGCUGCCGUAGAAAAAUAAUAAACAUCCCACUUUUAUCUUAGCAAGUUUCUUUAAGUGUUUGGGGUUGUUAAUGUAUUAUAGAGUUGUCUCAGGAAGGUGUGUGUGUUAUGCUUCCAAGCCAAGUUUCAGGUUAAGAACAAAUUGUAAAUCUUACAGAUUUUUGGUGUUACUCUCAGUUUGGCAACGUUGUUUCAAGCUGUUAAGCUGUAUCUUUAGGAAAAAAUCAGAGGUUUGACAGUUCAGGCUAUCUGCUUUUUAAAAAAAGGAUAAUGGUUGUGGGGGAGGAUUCUUCUGUGCUAAUUUGAGCAAAAUUAGUGCAGCCCAAUAGCUUCCAAGAGCCAUGUGUGGUUUGCCUGCAAUGGGUUUUUUUAAUUGGUUUUGGGAGUUGCUUUGUUUUUUAUUUUAUAAAAUAAUACUAUAUUCUUGCUCCUAAUAUUCUUUUCCAAGUUAAACUUUAAAAGAAAUUUUAUGAAACUUCUUUUUAUAAGGGAAAUCAUGUACUUUUUUUUUUUUUUAACUAGGCACAUUUCUGAAGUUGAUGCAUGACUUUUUAACAUUUUAUUAUGGAAAAGUUUAAAUGUUUGAAGGGAGACUGUGUACCCAUCUUCUAGCUUCAGACACGUGAAUUUUUUAGGGAUUGUCUUUAAGCUUACUACAUUGUGGUAUUAAAUAACUAAGUUGAGGGAACCUGGUGGGAAAUUGAGUAGAAAAAUUAAUGAAACACUUUUCAUACAUAAUUUCAGUUGAAGGUAAUAAAGAAGAAUUUAUACUUUUUCAUUUGUUUGUGGGCAAAUAUAUUUUGCUCUAGAUAUGAUAGUAAUGAUGGAAUGUUUUCAAAGCCAUGAUACAAUUUUUAAAAAUAAUUUUCAGAAGGAUUGUUUUAGGCUCAUCUUGAUCCCAUUCGUUUAUUUCAACUUAAUUUAUACACUCUCUUUUAUAGAGGCUUAAAUUUUGUAAAGCAAUACAAGGAGUAUGAUAGUAAGUAGUAGACAAUAAUCAAGACAGUGUGAUACUGACUUAAGGAUCAACAAGUAAAUUAAUGGAAUAAAAGAGAGAGCCUAAAAACAAAUCCACAUUUAUAUAGUCGUUUCAUUUUUGACAAAGGUAGCAAAGCAGUCCAACAGAGAAGGAAAGUCUUUUCAACAAAUAGAGCCAGAACAACUAAAUAUCCAUGUGGAAAAGAUGAACCAUGACCCCCUACCUCACAGAAGGGAAUUUGAGACGGGUCAUAGGCCUAAAUGUAAAGCUAAAGUAUAGUGCUUUCUAGAGAAAAACAUUGGUGAAUAUCUUUGUGACUUGAGGCUAGCCAAAGGUUUCUUGGGUCACAGAAAUCAAUAACCAUAAAAAAUCCAAAAUUACUGUUUAUCAAAAUUAAAAACUUGUCUUUGAAAGAUGGUUUUACAAGAGUAAAUAGUAUCAAAUGACAUUUAAAAAAUAAUUUUAUAAGACUACUGUGUUAAUAGUUAUAAGGAUAUUUGCUUAUUAAUCUAAUUCUAAUAAAAUUCCUUGACAGGAAUUUCCAUAGCUUAA
Molecule: messenger RNA, 3219 nt
Organism: Equus caballus (horse)
Lineage: Eukaryota; Metazoa; Chordata; Mammalia; Perissodactyla; Equidae
Gene: UCHL5
Product: ubiquitin C-terminal hydrolase L5
Biological process (GO): ubiquitin-dependent protein catabolic process; protein deubiquitination
Cellular component (GO): Ino80 complex; cytoplasm
Molecular function (GO): cysteine-type deubiquitinase activity; proteasome binding
Source: RefSeq, a predicted model, not a curated record